GGACUUCCCGGCCACGUUGAAAUGUGCGUUUAAAAGCCGGCGCCGUUUCAUGAUUCUCGUUCAGUUAUACAAUUAACCACGAGCUAAACACGUUACCCAACCGUCAUGGGAUCGUACAAGUUUCUAGUAUUUCUUGUCUACACUUCGGUUUUGUUUCUGUCGUUCGAAAAUGUCCCCGCGAUGCCAUUCUCGUGGGCGAAUUUCGUGAACGAUACCGGAAUUCCAUGUAUCGUGAGCAGAGAAAAUUGGGGAGCCAGGACACCGCUUGAACGUGUUCCUAUGGAAGUAACACCGACUCCUUACGUUGUCAUCCAUCACGGAGGUAUUGCAAAGUACUGUUCCGAUGAGAAAUCAUGCGCAGCGAUUGUGAGAAGCUACCAAAGUUACCAUAUGGACGAUCAUGGCUGGUUCGACAUUGGUUACAAUUUCGUCAUUGGCGAGGAUGGAAAUGUUUACGAGGGUCGUGGAUGGAAUUACGUUGGGGCACAUGCACCUGGAUAUAACACUCAGAGUAUUGGAAUAUGUGUCAUCGGUGAUUUUAGCAAUUUCGUUCCUAACGAGAAGGCUCUGAAGGCGAUGAAUGAACUGAUCGAUUAUGGAGUGUCUCUGGGUAAAAUAAGCAAGGAUUACCACGUCAUCGGACACAGACAAGUUAGGAGUACUCUUUGUCCAGGCAAUGAAUUUUACUCGUAUGUGAGAACGAAUCCACGAUGGACUGCAAAUCCUGUACCAAGAUCCAAAAUCUCCGACAAGACGAUACAGUUGUUUUAUUUUUCUACUUCAAGUCGAAUAUGUAUUCCGCGAACUUUAUUCGACACUCGUGCAUACAACGUUCUCAUGAUUAAAGAAAAAGAAGAACAUCUAUUUAGGAAAAGAAUAAUUUGUCGAUUAUUUCAAUAUCAUUUAGUCCGGCCAAAUAUAAUAUCGAGGGCAGAUUGGGGAGCCAGGCCACCGAAAGGAACCCUGCGAAAUCUUCGAACGGAUCCACCGCCAUUUGUUGUAAUUCAUCAUUCAGCGUCUGAUGGUUGCACAACUCAGGCAAUUUGUCAGGCUAGAGUGAGAAAUUUUCAGAAUUAUCACAUGAAUCAAAAGAAUUGGGAGGACAUAGGCUACCAAUUUUUGGUUGGAGAGGACGGAAACAUUUAUGAAGGAAGAGGGUGGGGCAAGCACGGUUCACAUUCGAUACCUUACAACUCGAAGAGCAUUGGAAUUUGCAUGAUCGGCAAUUUUGUUGGUCACAAUCCUAAUGCAGCAGCCAUAAAAGCAGUUCAAGACUUGAUAAAGUACGGUGUGGCGAUUGGAAAAAUUCAAGAAAAUUACAAGCUGCUUGGCCAUCGACAAACAACACAAACUUCCUGUCCAGGAGAUAGCCUUUACCAGCUGAUUCAAACUUGGCCUAAAUGGUCAUCGAUCUGA
Molecule: messenger RNA, 1416 nt
Organism: Habropoda laboriosa
Lineage: Eukaryota; Metazoa; Arthropoda; Insecta; Hymenoptera; Apidae
Product: peptidoglycan-recognition protein LF-like
Exons: 6
Coding region: 106-1416 (436 amino acids)
Biological process (GO): peptidoglycan catabolic process
Molecular function (GO): N-acetylmuramoyl-L-alanine amidase activity; zinc ion binding
Source: RefSeq, a predicted model, not a curated record